AUGGCAGAGCCAUCAACAUGCCUUCCCCUAACACCGGACUCGAUCCGACAAACUCAUAAUCGGAUCAAACCCUACAUCCACCGCACCCCUGUCCUCACAUCACGAUCCAUCGACAAGAUUGCCAGCAGUCCGAAUCCUCGCGCCUAUCUCGCUGACGACCCUCCAGGCAUCUGGGCUGAUGACAGCCACUCAACUUCCAAUGGCAACGUCGACGGAGUGCCGAAAUUCCACUUGUACUUCAAGAUGGAAUCAACGCAACGCAUCGGCGCAUUCAAGACUCGCGGUGCGUUCAGUGCCGUCACACAUCUGAUCGAGGAGCUAGGUCUCGACACUCUCCGGAAGCGAGGUGUGAUUACUCAUAGUUCUGGAAACCAUGCACAGGCCCUUGCGCUUGCUGCGAGUACGUAUGAAAUUCCUGGCUUCAUUGUCAUGCCGAGCAUCAGUACGAAGAGCAAGAUUAGCGGCACAAAAGGCAAUAAGGGUGUCGAGGUGAUUUUUUCGGGUAGUACGGCCCCAGAACGGGAGAAGGUUGUGAACGAGGUCAUUGAGCGGGAGAAGGAGAGAAAGGGGGGUGGGGGGCCAAUUCUGAUACCGCCGUAUGACCAUCCAGAUAUCGUGUUGGGACAGGGCACUGCGGGGCUGGAGAUGGAAGAGCAGUUUCAAGCGAUGAAACGUAGCGGAAGUGUGAAAGGAUGUAGCAGUGCUGUUGAGGGAAGCACUAUCGAGGGUGGUAACGAGCGAUUCGAUGCAGUCUUAACGCCUCUCGGUGGUGGUGGUCUGCUUAGUGGCACAGCUACGUGGUUUUCUCGCACUGACGACAAACAAGGGAAGCGCACACUAGUGUUCGGUGCAGAGCCCAGUUUUCAAGGAGCUAAUGAUGGCGAACGAGGAUUAGCUUCAAGCCCACCCAAACGAAUCGAGCACGUCAAAUCUCUCACAAUCGCUGACGGAGUACGGACGCCAGUAGGUGUGAUACCAUGGAGCGUUAUCUCUGACAAGUCGAAGUUGGAGAGUGUAUAUUCCGUCACGGAAGUUGAGAUAAAAAUGGCACUGAAACUGAUAUUGGAAAGAGUCAAGGUUGUGAUUGAGCCUAGUUCUGCUGUUCCGAUUGCGGUCGUGCUCUUCAACGAGCGAUUCAGGAAAUUCGUUGCAGAGAAACAGAAGGACGAAGGUAGCGGUAUACCUUGGGAUGUAGGUAUUGUAAUUUCUGGUGGAAACACGACUGUGGAGGCACUAAGUAAAUUCUUCUCUGAGGGUUGGAUGACGGAGACGGAGGACACGAAUUUCGAAUCUGAAAGGCAGACAGGCCAAGUUACGAUCGAUGGCAGUAAGAAAGUCGAGGAUGUGGCAGGUUAG
Lithohypha guttulata is the source of this 1356-nucleotide messenger RNA. RefSeq lists its product as uncharacterized. The coding region runs from base 1 to 1356 and encodes 451 amino acids. NCBI's taxonomy places the organism in Eukaryota, Fungi, Ascomycota, Eurotiomycetes, Chaetothyriales, Trichomeriaceae. The record is from RefSeq and is a predicted model, not a curated record. Gene Ontology annotation, molecular function: L-serine ammonia-lyase activity; pyridoxal phosphate binding; magnesium ion binding. The transcript has a single exon.